This is a messenger RNA of Solanum verrucosum, 1277 nucleotides long. RefSeq names its product poly(A)-specific ribonuclease PARN-like. The record is from RefSeq and is a predicted model, not a curated record. Gene Ontology annotation, molecular function: RNA binding; 3'-5'-RNA exonuclease activity. Gene Ontology annotation, cellular component: cytoplasm. NCBI's taxonomy places the organism in Eukaryota, Viridiplantae, Streptophyta, Magnoliopsida, Solanales, Solanaceae.
CCUGCCGUUUCCGAGAAAAGUCAUCGGAGUUUAUCAGGACAGCAAACACUGGAGGUAUAUUCGUGUUUCAAUGUUACAGAGGCGGUUGAUUUGCUCGAGGAUUUCGAAUACCGUUGUCCAAUCAAACCCCGGACAUAGCCAGAGCAAAUGGAAUGUAAAGCAAGUUACAAAAUCCAACUUCUCAGCGGCACUUGAAGAGAUAAGCAAUUGUAUUUCCGACUCUGAUUUCAUUGCUGUCUCAUUGAAGAAUACCGGAGCCUACUCUGCACCCUGGCAACGUAUUAUGCCUAUUGACACCGCCCACACCGCCUAUCUUAAAGCCAAAUACGCCGCCGAACGGUUUCAGGUCCUUCAGUUCGCCGUUUGCCCCUUUUCCAUAAAGGGUUCCAAGCUCAUCGUGCACCCAUACAACUUUCAUUUGUUCCCUCGUGAUGAGUUAAAAAUAGGGAUGCCAUCUUAUAGUUUCUCUUGUCAAUCAUCAUACUUGACCUCUAUGGCUCAAGAAGGUUUUGAUUUCAAUGCCUGCAUAUAUGAUGGCAUAUCAUAUUUAUCCAAAUCACAAGAAUCAGCUGCAGUAGAUAGAAUUGGAAAUGCAUCACCUAUAAUCUGUACAGUUCAAACUCCAUCAGGAUAUACAGUUGCUGAUUCUGUAUUUGCAGAAAGGAUCAAAUCUCGAGUUAAGAAUUGGAUAACUGCUUGCAAAGACACAAACAAGAAGCCUGAAGAUGCUCUAAUCAGUUCCUUGAGAAAAAUUGUCACGGGAGAUGACGUAUAUGGAUCCAGACCUUGCUUGAGCAUAGAUGUCUGCAGUGAACGUCAAGUGCGUCUUGUGAUGGAGACACUGAAGAAUUUUGUUGACGUCAUACCUUUGCUAAACCCAGCAAAGGGAGGAACAAUAAGGCCUGUUCGAGUUGUUUUGACAAGUUCAGAAGAAGACAGGAUUCUUUUACAGAAGGAACUUCAAAAUGAGGAGAAGGAGCAUAAUAAACGCCUCCGUGGCUUUCGAGAGGUGAUCGAUUUGAUUUCCGCUUCAAAACCUGUUGUUGCCCACAACUCUCUUAAUGAUUUUACUUUCGUUCAUUCCAAGUUCUUAGCUGCAUUGCCAUCAACGCUGGAAGAAUUCAGAAGUUCAUUAUCUUUGGUCUUCCCGAAUGUACUUGAUGUCAACCAUCUUAUGAAGGAAAUCAGCCCUCAGACAAAAGUGAACAAUUUGCCUGCAUGUAUCUCAUAUUUGAAACAACGGUUUUGCCCUAUUGAUAUAGAGAUACCUAACCAAG